Messenger RNA from Arabidopsis lyrata subsp. lyrata, 587 nucleotides. RefSeq lists its product as uncharacterized. The record is from RefSeq and is a predicted model, not a curated record. The coding region runs from base 1 to 192 and encodes 63 amino acids. NCBI's taxonomy places the organism in Eukaryota, Viridiplantae, Streptophyta, Magnoliopsida, Brassicales, Brassicaceae. The transcript has 2 exons. Gene Ontology annotation, biological process: negative regulation of cell population proliferation.
AUGGACAAGUGUAAGGUGAAGAAACUGACAAUUGAAGAAAAGUUGAUGGGGUCAAACAAGGAUUUGCAUAAGCAAGUGAAGAACAUCAACAAGCUGACUCCAAAUCGGUCCUUGAAGGAGACGAGAUCGAGACUAUACAUAAUUAGGCGAUGCCUGGUCAUGCUGCUCUGUUGGAGAGAGCCUCGUGAUUAAUCUCUUCUUUCUCAUCCUAACACUGCAUUGGUAAUGUAUAAGGAAGAAACUACAUUCCUUUUCCACAAGAAGACCACACAUUGCUUUGACGGAGAAGUCACACAGAAGGCGCCAAACAUUGUCAAUGCAGAUGCUGCUAUACAAACCUCAGCAUUAUGAAACCCAUGGAGGACAAAUUACCCUGAUGAUGAUACGAUUGAUGGUGUACGACUUAGGCAUUUGUAUGCGUAGCUAUCUUGUUUUCUUAGGCUUUAGCACUAUGAAGGAUUCAGGGACUGAUUCUUUAUGCUCCAAGUCUCAGUCCCAAUCUUGGAAACUAUCAACUAUAUAUAUGUACAAAAAGUAUAUGAAUGGUGAGUAGUCAAGUUCAUAAUCUUGAAACAAUUUUAGAUUCA